AUGUCAGGGAAUUCUUCUCUGUCAUAUCGUAGACAAGCUUCAUCUUCCUUUGUUCCGGCUCAUUUGCAGCCAAAUUCAGCUUUGGCGGCGAAAAUCCAGGAAAAAAAGCAAGAAUAUGAAAAUUUGUCACAAUUAAGGGAUUUUUCAGGAAAACUUGUUACCCAAAUGGAGCAGUUGGAGAAAAAAAUGGAAAUAUUAGUGGGCGGUACAGAAGUUGUGGCUUCUGUUCUUGAAAAUUGGCAAAAUGUGUUUCGAACUAUCAAUAUUUCAUCGGAGAGGUUACAGAAAAAAACGGUAUCUAAUAAAAACGAAGGUUUAGAUCUUCCAGAAACUUUAGUAAGAAUUCCUACGUCAUGAUCUUUUUUCGAAACUAGUAAGCCAGAUGUUAUAGGAAUUGGAUAAAAAUGU
Molecule: messenger RNA, 408 nt
Organism: Pneumocystis murina B123
Lineage: Eukaryota; Fungi; Ascomycota; Pneumocystomycetes; Pneumocystales; Pneumocystaceae
Exons: 3
Coding region: 1-357 (118 amino acids)
Biological process (GO): attachment of spindle microtubules to kinetochore; mitotic cell cycle
Cellular component (GO): DASH complex; mitotic spindle; mitotic spindle pole body
Source: RefSeq, a predicted model, not a curated record